This is a messenger RNA of Rana temporaria (common frog), 978 nucleotides long. Its product is annotated as chymotrypsin-like elastase family member 3B. The record is from RefSeq and is a predicted model, not a curated record. Gene Ontology annotation, biological process: proteolysis. Lineage: Eukaryota; Metazoa; Chordata; Amphibia; Anura; Ranidae. The transcript is spliced from 8 exons. Gene Ontology annotation, molecular function: serine-type endopeptidase activity. The coding region runs from base 67 to 873 and encodes 268 amino acids.
CCGUGAUGUCAUCGCGUCCUGCCGCCUAUAUAAUGCCCCCGCCUCCUCCAUGCCGUCUCUUCCAACAUGCUGCGACUGGUGGUGUCACUUCUUCUGGCUGCUGGGGCACUCGGCUGUGGGCUGCCCACCUACCCGGCCAACUCCCGUAUCGUGAAUGGGGCGAACGCCGCGCCGCACAGCUGGCCCUGGCAGGUGUCUCUACAGGUGGAAAUUUCUGGAAAAUUCCAACACAAUUGUGGGGGGAGCCUCAUCACAACGCGCUGGGUCCUGACCGCCGCCCACUGUGUGGAUGCCCCGCGUACGUCCCGGGUGGUUCUGGGAGAACACGAUCGUAGCGUGGAGGAGGGGGCGGAGCAAUACUUCCCUAUCGAUAAUGACAAGAUAUUUCUACACCCCAACUGGAACAAAUUCUGCCCAGAAUGCGGAUAUGACAUCGCUCUACUGAAGUUAUCCGGAGACGCUAAACUGAAUGACAAGGUCCAGCUUGGCUGCCUCCCCCCUGCGGGCCGCACUCUCUACAAUAACCAGCAGUGCUUUCUCACCGGGUGGGGGCUCCUCUAUGCUGGUGGUCCUCAGGCCAUCGUCCUCCAGCAAGCCGUCCUCCCGGUGGUGGACCAUGAGCAAUGCACCGCGCCGGACUGGUGGGGGAAUCUCAUUCUUCCAUCUCUCCUCUGUGCCGGAGGAUACGGCCAGGAAGCCUGCAGUAGCGAUUCCGGAGGACCCCUGAACUGCCAGGCGGAGGAUGGUAGGUGGUACAUCGAUGGCAUCGUCAGCUUCGGCUCAUCCAGGUGCGGCACUCUAAAGAAACCCACCGUAUUCACCCGCGUGUCUCUCUUCACCAGCUGGAUAGACGAGGUUAUCAUCAACCAUUGAUCGUCUCCUGGAAUCUGCUGGAUCCUAAAAAGAAGACUUUACCCCCCCCCUCAGCCCCUCCCCCACCACCAUGUCUGCCCCCCUUCAAUGUGGGAAAUAAAAUAA